CAGAAAUCUGAGAGACGUACUGAAGCAUCAUGGGUCACAAUGAGCUCCGUCUUUUGCUGUUUCUGAGCGCCGUCGCCUUGUCAAACGCGCAGGAUGAAGGACCGUCAUGCUUGAUGGCCAAAAGAUACAAAGCCUUCAACAAGUAUGACUACUUCUAUCAGACCGAGUCCUUGAAUGCUUUGAAUGAGGCGGUCAAUGGCCCAGAGGCCAGCUGUAAGGUUGAGAUUGCAGUUCCUGGUACCUGCAGUUAUAUCUUGCGCACCACCGAAUGCAAGCUGAGAGAAGCGACUGGCGUCACUGCAGACGGAAACCCAGUGUUUGGAGCUUCUGCUGGCACCGAGGACUUCAAAACCGCCAUGGAGAAACAUCCUCUGAAGUUCACCGUUGAGGGAGAUGAUCAAAUCAAGCUUUUCCCUGAGGAGGGGGAGCUAAUAAACAUCCUCAAUAUAAAGAGGGGAAUCAUCUCGGCUCUUGCUGUCCCUGUGCUCGAGGAGGACGGGAACAAAGAGAUGCCCACCAUCUAUGGCCUGUGUGAGACUGACUACGUCGUGAAAACCAGAGAAGACAUCGACACUGAAGUCACCCUAAACAGAGACCUGUCCAAAUGUGACAAGUUCAGACCAAUCAAGGACCACACCAGUCCCUUGGCCCUCAUCACCGGCUUGCACCAUUCUCUUGCUCAACUGAUGUGGAGCAACCAGACCUGCAACUACAAGUUUGAUAAUGAGCAGCACCACAUGACCUCUGGAAGUUGCACUGAAAAACAUUUCCUUGUUCCUUUCUCAUACAAGGGAAGAAAUGGAGUGACCAAUACUGGUAAACAGGCCUUGAAUCUUGUAGGAGUUGCUGAGUACAAUGACAAAGUCUUUGAACACAAUGUGGCCAAUAUGAAACCCCUCCAUCUUGACCGCAGUGUUGACAUGAGCCCCAUCCAGGAUAAAGACGCUGCUCUUGCUGUUCUGAGGGAACUUUCGAGCCUUUCCAAGACCAACGAUGGACGCAAGAGAGCCCACUUGGCCCACAAGCUUAUAGCUAUGAUCCGCAAGAUGGAAGCUGAAACCUUGACAGCCAUUGUUCCUGAGGCCCUGGAGAUCUCUCGGUUUUUGACGUACCAGGUUUUGCUACAAUGCGGCACCCCAGAAUGCAACAGUGCUAUCAUGCAGAUUUUCAGGACCUUUGACAGGUCGUCAGUUGAGAUCGACGCUGCCGUGUACGGGAUGGGAAUGAUACCCCAGUCCUCGCGAGUCCUUGUGAAGGAAAUGUUGGCGAUGGCAAAGUUCAAGCCGACCAAGCCCAUAUACUAUGCUCUCAGCCAAGCUGUGAGAAGGCUCUAUGAGACCGAUGGAGUCACCAAUGAGAUCCAAGCAGUGGCUGAUUAUGCCCUUGAACAGAUUGAUGAUUGCACAGGUGACCAGGAACACGUCUUUCUUUCUCUAAGGGUCAUUGGCAACAUGGUGGUUGCAUUGGGAGCUGCACGCCCUGCUUUGCAUUCUGCUGUUAUUCAAUGCAUCAACCAUCCGAUUGCAUCCCCUUCAGUUCAGCAUGCUGCCAUCCAGGUCUACAGACAAAUUACUGUACCUGAGGAGGGUCGUGAGGUGCUCAUGCAUGCUGUUCUAGACAGAGAUGCAUCCGUACAGAAGCGUGUUGCUGCCUACCUGAUCUUGAUGAAGAACCCUACACCUGCUGAACUGGCUCAGUUGGCAGCAGCUGUCCAUGUUGAGGAAAACCAUCAGGCCAAGAGCUUCAUCAUCUCUCAUAUCACCAACAUCUUGAGCUCUACAGCACCAGAGACUCUGGACCUGAGGUGGAAGGUUCGAGAGGCCUUUCAAGGUAAUGAAAUUGGAAUGAUCAUGGAACCCACCAAACUCUCUCGAUACUAUAGACUUGGAUCUUUAGAGGGAAAUAUGAUCUUUGAAUCUCCCAACGAACUGCCAAGGGAGCUUAUGCUGGAGAUGACCUUGAAUGCUUUUGGAUUUGAUAUGGACUUCUUUGAGAUUGGCAUGGAGGGUAAGGGCUUUGAGCCUAUUGUGGAGGCCCUCUUUGGUGAUGAUGGAUUCUUCCCAGACACUGUCAUGAAGACCACUUUAUACGCCACCGACAAUAUGCCCGCCCAACUCAUCGAGGUCUUGGACAACAUGCUGCCAAUCAUGAGGAAUGAAAGGAAAAAGAGACAGGCUAUUCAAAAUAUAGUCAACGAAAUCCGUGAUAAUGUCAACAAGCUUCUUGAAAACUUGAAGGCCCAGGAUAGCCCUGAAGCGAUGGUGUACCUCAGGCUUCUGGGUGCUGAACUUGGCUAUCUCAAUGCAAAAGAUGGCAAGAUGAUUCAUGAUCUCCUUAAGAUGAUCCCCACUGAUUUUGCUAAAAGACUGCUUUCAAGUGUGGACAAUGAGCUUUUCCUUCACUACAUCUUCAUGGAUAAUGAGUUCUUUCUGCCCACCGGCGCUGGCUUUCCAUUGAGAGUUGCUCUGUCUGGUACCUUUACACCUGGAAUCAAAGGAGGAUUGAGCUUUAGUCCAGGCACGAAGGAAUUUGCAUUGACGCUGUCUACUGGCAUUGAGUUUGUGACUGAGAUUGGGACUCACUUCCCAGACUACAUUCUCUCCGGUCUGGAGAUGCACACUAACAUCUAUCAUGAGAGUGGCCUUGGAGCAAAGCUCUCUUUGACCAACAACCAGCUCAAGCUUUCCAUUCCAGUUCCUCGAGAGCCAACUGAGUUAAUCAGUGUGACCAGUUCUCUGGUGUCAGUUGUGGGUGCCAUGAUUUUGCCCAUUAAUGCCACUGGCGAGUAUAUUAAUGCGGAAGUAUGUGCUCCUGUUUUCCCUGGAUGGAAGCACUGUACAGUCCUUAAGUAUCCUGUUGAUGCCGUCCCUUUUCUUCCACUCAAUAGUGAUAUGAGAUUUAGUGUUACACUCUACCCAUCGGUAGAGGUCACCGAGUAUACUGCCACCAUCAGCUACACCCAUGAAGAUGAUUCAGACAAAGUCACUUUGAGAAUAAAGGCUGAAGGAACACCCUUUGAGGCCACAAAUACAGUAAUGUUAAAAAGAAAGCAACACACUGUUUCAUCAGAGUUGCUCAUUGCCCCUCUUCAGCUUUAUUCUAAAGUUUCUGCAAAACUAAAGCACGAUGAGAAGUUGACAUUGGAACUUAAGAGUGACCUAAAACUCCCUGAGACGACUUCUGUUCAAACACUCAUCCUGAAAUUGGAGAACGAGAAGAUUGAGGCUGAAUUAAAGUCUCAUGUCAAUUCUGAGAUUCAAAGAAUCAUUCCCAACAUCAACGCUACUGAAACCAUCGUCGAUAGCUUUAUUGAUGGCCAGAUUGCCCAGAGUGAAAAACAAUUCCGUGAUAUCCUGGCAAAGUCAGCUGCGUAUUUGGGCGUUCCUGCUUUGCCUGUUUUCGCUAUUCCUGAAAGACUGUUCCUGAAUGUAGAGAUUUCUGCUCAUUAUCUCUUUGGCCAUCCUUACUAUACCAUCACUCUUCCCUUGCCCUUGGGUGGAAAAUCCACUAGAGAUCUAAACUUUCCGACAUCUAUCUCCACCCCAAAUCUGAUUAUACCUCAUCUUGAUCUGGAAAUUGAAGCUACUAGCAUUAUUCUUCCAGAGGUCUCCAUUCCUAUGAGUGUGUUGCUGUCUGUGCCGACUCUUAACAUGACAGAAAUGUCCGGAAAACUAAGCAGCAACUUCUACAACUUAGAAACAGCCUUGUCUGUUGCCAGAGAUCCUUCUGCAGACCUACGUUAUUCUGCUAAGUUUGAAGUUACAGGAACAAGUCCUGUUGACCUCCUAUCCAUAAAGGUUGAAGGAUCUGCUCUUGUUGAGCCCACAUCUGCCAAUUCUCUAAUGAAAAACGUAAAAACAGUGGUUCGCCACAAGAUUUUUGAAGCCACCAUCACAGCUGAGGAGAAAGUAAAACUUGCUGAAAAACUCAGUGUGAAAUCCAAAAGCAAGCUUGACGUAAUUAGCCAUUUUGGAGUACAGAUUUCAGUUGAGCAUAGUGGAGCUUUUGAAGUUGAUAAUGAGGAGAUCUCUGGAGAUGGAAACCUGGAAGGAUCCUUCGAAGCUGGUUCAGUCAAUGGUUCUGGAGUCCUUACCCAGUCAGUCUCUCUACUCCCAUCCAGACAAGAAGCAAAGAUUGAUUCUUCAUUGAAAGUAGACUCAACUCUUCUUCAAGCUCGAAACUCCUUUGCUUUAGCUUUUGCUAAUGGAGGACUGAUAAUUCAAUCCAACACUACAGCAUCUGAUGACCAUCUAACAAACACUGCUAAUAUCACCUUCAAGGAAUUUCAGCUUGCUCUAAAUUCUCAUACAAAAACACAAGCUUUUGGCCUGAAGAUCCAAAACAUGGUUGAGACCAGAGCUGGUGCUGAAGCAGUCAGUGCUAAGAUUGAGACCUCUACUGACAUCUCUGAAGAACGUAUCCAUUCCCUGAUUGCAGGAGUAUUUGAUAUCAAUGGUCUAGCGAUUCACAGUGAUGCCUCUGCUAAACUUAUGGGACACGCGGCUGCACACAAAGCCAAUCUGAACCUCAAUAUGGACGGCCUGACCACCAGUGGCACAACCUCACUCCAAAGCGCAUUUACUAUGGAGGAGCUCAAACAGACCUUUGAGAUCAACUAUAAAGAUCUAAAUGUCACUGCUAGGUGCAAAACAAUUGGAAAUAUCAUGGGAACACGCAUUAUCCAAAACACUGACAUAGAGAUGGCUGGACUUUCCGGCAGGAUCAAGAAUCAUCUACGUUUCGACUCCAUGGUGUUACGUGUGGAAACCAAUACUUACGGUACAACUAUUCCAUUCAGUUUUAAAUUUGAUGGCUAUGCUAAUGGUGAUAAUGACAUAUACUUGUAUGGACAUGUUAAUUGUGACUUUAAUGCAAAAGUCCUCCUGGAAGUAGAACCACAAUCAUUUGCUCAUAUUCAUGAAUUCACAAUCUCAACGCUCCUUGACAUAGACAGUGUCAACAUCAAAUCACGUUUUGAGAGCAUGUCUGACACUCUGCUGAUCCCAUCUGAACAAAAGACUAAAGUGACGGUUAAGGCUGGAGUGAACAACCAUGCCAUCAAUCAGCAAAUCAACGGUUACAAUACACCAGCACGUUUUGGCCUGGAAGGGUCUGGAACUGUGCAAACCAAUGUGUUAAACACCGCCAAUACUGCUUACCAGGACUUCAGAGUCUCUGGCUCGCUAAAGUAUGACAAAAGCAAUGACAGACAUUUAAUUAGCUUGCCUUUCAUUGAUGGUUUGCUUCUAGUUCCUGACAACAUCAGAAUAACACUUGCAAGCAUGGGAGAAACCCUGAGGAAUUACAUCAACAGAGAAGGGAUUGCUUCCAAAAUUGAAAUCUUAUCCCAGCAUGUUAGUGACUUUGUGUCUAAUUCAAACUUUGAGAGCAGAGCUGUGCAGCUGAAACAUACCUUGAUAACUCUAUUCCAGGACUUUGCAUUAAAGCUGGAAAAUCUGGUGGACUCUCGGAUUGAUGCACUUGUGAAGCUAGUGAGAGAUUUAGGCAACCGUUUCAGUGAGGCAUUGGAAUUAACUGAAAAUGUAGUACCAAAGCACAUUAGUUCUUCGAUAGUUUCCAUCACUGAGAAGGUUAAAAUAUUUCUUAGCUCGAUCACCACCCGAAGUUACACAAAGCUGAAUGAGAUCUUCCAUCCUGCCGUUGCUCUUCAGAUUCCUCCAGUUUCAACAGCUCUUCUAAUGCCAUCUUUUGGAAAGCUAUAUGGUGAGGUCACAUUCAGCAGCCCUGUAUACAACGUCAGAACCUCUGCAGCGUUCAAGAACGCCUCAGAGAGACACCCUCUGUUCACAGCUUUUGUUCACUCUAAAGGAACCUCCCAGACACAUGACAUAUUGAAUUACAAUCUAGAUUCCACUGCACAGAUAUCUAUGCUUGAGAUGAGUCCUGUUACAGUGUCUGAAACUCUCAAGUUAACACACGUUUAUUUGAGUUUAGACCAACAGGCUUUAUCAACAUUGAAUGGCUCUUCUUUUAACAACGCUAGUUCUUCAUCUUUCUCUCUUGAAACUUUAUACAAACACCAGGUGAAAAUCCCCUCACGGUCUUUGUCUGGUGAAGUAACCCUGGUUCAGAACGCUAUAGCUUUCCAGGAUGGCGCUGAAAUCACCCUGACAGUAAAAAAUUCAGGAUCUAGCAAAUUUACUCUUGAAGACUUCUCUGAAGAAGGCACCCUUAAGAGUGACCUGCAUUUUAACAUGGGCCUUAGCACGGCCAAGCUGACUUUCACAGGCCGCACUGACAGCGCACAUUUGCAGAUGAAAAUGAAGGUGAACGCUGAUGCUGUUGCCCUAAGCCACAUUGAAUUUAAUGCUCGUGUUGAAUCAGAGUCGCCGUUUAUCGAGAACAGUUUGCUGGUUGCUUCUGGAAAGGCUUGCUUCAGUGAUUUGAGUAUAGAAAUCAAAGCAGCCCAUGACACUGAGCUUGUUGGACCUGUCAGCGGUGUCCUCUCUAACACUGCUAACAUCAUGACUCGUCCUUGCACGGUUGAUAUUCACUUUCAGAACAAGGGUAAUGCCAAGAUCAAACUCUAUGAGUCUUUGUUAACAACUGUUGAUCUCCAGAAUGACUACACUUUUAUUUUCAACCCUGACCUACAAGAAUUUAGCACUGUGGCAGUUGCCUCUUUCGACCAUUUCAACUACAGCCAUAACUUCACAGCCAACAAUAACGAAGCAGAGAUGGGUAUUUACACUGUUGGGAACAGUGUGGCCAGCUUUGAGUUCUUAAAUGCUGCAGAAAUGUUUGUGCCAACCAUUUUCAAGAUUCCAGCUGUCAAAAAGCUGAAACUGAAUCAUGACCAACCCAUUGAGCUAAAUGCCGAAUUCAUCUACCAGAAGAGUGGGUUUGCUUUUUUACUGGGCAACAUGGUCUCUAAGGUGUCUUUAAAGUCAUCUAUUGUCAACAUUAGUGCAAAUACAGGUAUUUAUCCAAAUGAUUGCUUGAUGCAUGUUAGUGCCACAACUGAUUCUGUGUUUCAGGAAUUGAAUUCGAAGCUUGAUGGAUCCACUAGCCUGACCACAAAAAGUGGACUGAAACUGGCCUCUUCUUUGUCUAUGGAGAAUGCUCACAUUGAGAGCAAUCAUAACAGCAUUGUGACUCUGGAAGACAACUUGGAGGCUGUGUUAUCUGUGGACACUGUUGCUAAGAUUCACACAACAGGCUUCACUGUUAAUGCCGCGCAUCAACUUUCCGCUGACACCAAGGUCCAUCCAAAGGCAGAAUCAAACUUGACAAUCAAGUACACCUUCAAUCAGCCAGACUCAGAGGUUGCUGGACACGGAGAUGCUAAGAAUACCUUGAAGCUGGAUGCAACUCUUUCCUAUUUCACCUUUGAGUCUGUAAGCCAAAUCACCUCCAAUUCUACAUCUCCUGAUGGUGUCACAAUGAAUGGAACAUUGGAUAAUGAAGCUAACAUCUCUGUGAAGGGUGAUGGUCUGAAAUCCAGUCUGAAGACCACUGGAAAUGGAUGCAUUGGCUUUACAUAUUCCAAGCUGUGUUUUAACAUUGAUGACCAGCUGACCGUGGAGGGAGAACUUGACCGGAUGUAUUCUUUGCUAGAAAUUAAUUCAAACUAUACAUUAAUUGCUGGCGAAGAUUAUGACCUUGCAAUAAAUCACACUGCUCAUGGUAAAACUGAUCUUGUUCCCCUGAGCACCAUCAUGGCUGCUGUAGACAUAUUCCUGACUCAGCCAAGUUAUACUGAUUUCAAUGUAAGAUAUAAAGACAUAUUUUUUUCAUCAGACAGGUUUGCUUUCAAAAUAGAUUCUUUCUCUCGUUGGUACAAUUCAAGUGCAGUGAUAUCAGUAGAGCAUUUUAAUGAUUUACCUGGUUUACCUAAUUUACCUGAUUUACCUGAUUUGGUUGUGUAUGAGUGCUCUUACAAUCUCACUUCUCCAUCUAUGCUUUUAGAGUAUCAGGGUGGCUUGCAUAUAAUUCCUGUUUACCACAAUUAGUUAUUGUUAAAAACAAGAAAAUGUAUUGAACUACAUUGGUCUUUAUUUACUGUAUGCUUGCUGCCCUUAGACCACAUAAUCACAGACAAGUAGAGCCAAUACAUUUAAAAGUCAUUCUCAAGCACAAUGAUGGAAGCAUAUUAGUCAUUAUUAUGCUGAGGAUGAAGAUAUAAAGCCAUGAAAUAUUGCUUGUCCCAAUCAACAGUAAGGAAACAAUCCUUUACUGAAGAAAAAAAAACCUACUACAUUAAAUUAAAUUUUU
Molecule: messenger RNA, 8235 nt
Organism: Carassius auratus (goldfish)
Lineage: Eukaryota; Metazoa; Chordata; Actinopteri; Cypriniformes; Cyprinidae
Gene: apobb.2
Product: apolipoprotein Bb, tandem duplicate 2
Exons: 24
Coding region: 30-7973 (2647 amino acids)
Biological process (GO): cholesterol transport; cholesterol homeostasis; lipoprotein transport
Cellular component (GO): mature chylomicron; low-density lipoprotein particle; very-low-density lipoprotein particle
Molecular function (GO): low-density lipoprotein particle receptor binding; cholesterol transfer activity
Source: RefSeq, a predicted model, not a curated record